CGGCGGCCGAGGCUGGAGCGGCGCUGCCGGGCAGCGGGCGCACGAGGGACGCUCCCGAGGAGCUGCAGGUCGCAGCCCAGGCGGUCCGAACCCGUCGGCCGGCCGAGCCUGGAGGGAAUGGCUGAACAGCUCCGAUCUGGGCAUUUGAUAGAAUGUCAUUCAAGAAUGAGUGACGUUGAGGUGCCUAUAAGCAACUCAGAAAUUGUUGUGGCCGAUGCUUGGGGGAAAUGGAGCCCUACACGCAGGUGAUGAGAGGAGACCUCAGAGGUGAUGGGUCCAGGGCCUUUCUCCCUGUCCCACCCCAGCUCGUACCUCCAGUGGAACUUGGCUGGGGUUGUCAAGAGCUCCUUUCAUUCAUGGCAACUUCAUUUGUUAGAAAGCUUCUCUGUGUAUUUAGUAGGCAUUGUCUCCAGCAUGUACCACUGGUCUGGCUUUUCUUAGGCCCAUUAAUAGUGUGCAUGUGACAGCCUUUCAGGUACAGAUGCUCCUCGACUUGUGAUGGGGUCGCGUCCCAUUAAACACGUCGUUAAACCUGAAGUCGAACCAUCCUAAGUCAGAGACCAUCUGUAUUUGAAAAAAGUCCCUUUGCAUUCCUUGUAGGAGUUCUGGUUUUCAAGGUGAGAAAUCUGUUUGUUUGAUCAUUCUGCCCAAAGGAGAUGUGGCUUUGGGUCCUUUUUCCCACUCACCUUCCACAAUGAAUUACUUUGUCCAUAUUACCCUUAAGAAGUGACAUCCAGGUUGGAGUGUGGUCUUCUGUAUGUAGCCUCCCAAAACGCCAUUACCAUAGCUUCAUGCUUGUGUUGACACAGCCACAAUCACAGCCUCCUCAGGUGUCAGUUCUGAGACCUUCCCAUGCCUGUCACCACCCAGCAAGUGUCCCUCAUGUGCCCUGGCAGUUGGCAUUGUAAGGAGCAGCCGGGUUGUCAUGGACUGUUGCUGGUUACUACAGAGUAGUGAAGUAUAGUAAGGAUUAAUUACAGCAGAUAAUGUGCACAGUAUCAUCGAGUGCAGCAUUCUAAAAAUGAUUCUACACUUUUACUUUGAAUAAUUGGAUUUGACUAGAUUGUAGAAUCUAGGUGAAAAUGAUAGGAUUUGGUUUGGCAAAGAGCUUAGUUGUUGGUGUUUUUGGUGACAUCAUGACUGAUCACAUCCACAGUCUGUUGUAAAGAGCGAUGGUUUCCAGCGUAAGGGAGUGUUAGAUUAACAGACAAAAAUGGUAAUAAAUGUCAGACUCCACAGCUAUUCACAUGGAUCCUACCAAUGGCAAUAGAUAUAGAAAGGGUUGCCCCAUAGUCAAAAGAUUACCGGUGUGUUGUGUGGUAAAGAACGUUGCUGUCUUGAGUCUUUUUAAAAGCUGCAUUGGUGUGGUAUUAAAAACACAGGCCUUAUGCCAUACAGUCCUGGGUUUGAAUCCAGCCCCCUUCUCACAAACUGGCUGACGUGAUCAUGAACAAAUUAACUGGCCAGCUCCAAUUUGCUUCUUAAUGUUGUGAAGUGUAAAUGAGGCCAUGACUGACAGGUGGUACCUGGAAAAAGGUGCUUGUUUUUACUAAAAAGCUGUCCGAACUUUCCAGUUAAGACAGAGUUCAAAAUAAGUGAUAGUUACUUAAUGGAAAAGGAAACCUAUCCAACAUACAGUUUGAGGUUGCCUUCUAAAGAUGUGGCAUCGAGACAGAAUGUCAGAACAUUAUUUACAGGCUUCUGGGUGAGGAGGUGGCUUUGACUGAGGAGGGUAUGUGAUUUCCAGCUCCUUUCCUAAAUAGAACCUUAAGCAUCCAAACACAUGAUUCCGCUUUUAACCACUGACCUAAAUUUUAAGAUGUCUGUGCCAGGCUAGGGGUGCAGCCUCAGAGCUAAGUGGCUUAUCCAGGAUUAAACUUGACCUCAUUAGGACCUAAUUCCAUCUAAGUCUAAAUCAACUGGCUGUGGACCAUAAUCUAACAAGGGCUCUGAAACAAUUCAAAAAAUUCAAAAAGGGUGUGAAAAUUUAAUGACUGGACCAUCCUAUUGAUUUGCAAAACCUAAUAUUCAGCUCUAAAAUCUUGAGUAUGAAGUCUGAGUAUUCCACCAUAAAAAUAGAAGAGAAUUUGUGUUAAGCCAUAGCCUUCACACUUUCUGUUCACUUGUAAGGAACUACGUGAUUAUUUUCAUUCCUGGGAAAACCUCUCCCACCACUGUCACCUGUUGUGUACGUGGGUGUGUAUGAAAUCUGCCCCUGGCCCCUCGCCACCCUGCAGUAUUUCUUUACGAUCCUCAUUCUGCUGUUAGAAAUCCAGAGGAAUGUGAGGAGGAAAGCAAGUAUAAACUUCAUCAUAAUUAUAACAGGUUGUUAAAAAGAUUGUGUUCAUUUCAGAAAAUGUCUUCAUGAGGUCUGGUGGUCUUUUCCCCCAACAAUUUGUAUCUGGUGUUUUGUAAAGCAUUACCAUUUUAUGUGAAGUUAAAGCAGUUACUUUGAAAAAGUUACAUGGGGUAAGUAUAAAAUUGGAAAGGAUAUUUUUGUAGUUUUAAGAAGAGUAAGACUUCUCCAUAUGAAAGUGUUUUCUUGUGAAUUAGAUGAAGCUACACUGUAUUUUAAUAGUUAGGCUCAGAGGUGACACAUUCUGUGCUUUUUCUUCUUGAAGGCAGCUUGGGAGAAGGUAAGACAAGUAGUUGUUCUUUUUAAAGAGUUGGGAAAGCUGCAUAUCAUGCAAUUAAGAAGAGGCUGUAGGAAGUUCUGGUAGCAGCCCCUCCUACACUUAAACUUUAGCCAGGAAGCUGAUUUUGCAUUUGUUAGAAGAAGGUAUUUGUCACAAUGUGUUCAAUUUGGGAAGAGUGUUUUCUUGCUUUUUUUGUCUAAAAUUUGAACAUCAAAAUAUCCAGAUCAACAGGUCAAAUGGAUUGCUUGACUUGGGUGGGUAUUUUUGUGUUAUGGUGGGGAUGUAGAAUUCCCAGAUGGAAUAUAGGACACCACCUAAAUUUUUUUUCUUUUUUCUUUUCUUUUUUUUUGAGACAGAGAGAGUCUUUCUCUGUUGCCCAAGCUGGAGUGCAGUGGUACGAGCUGUGCUCACUGCAGCCUCUGCCUCCCGGGUUCAAGCGAUUCUUCUCUCUCAGCCUUGUGAGUAGCUGGGAUUACAGGCAUCCACCAGCACGCCUGGCUAAUUUUUGUAUUUUUAGUAGAGACGGGGUUUUACCAUGUUGGCCAGGCUGGUCUCGAACUCCUGACCUCAGGUGAUCCGCCCACCUCAGCCUCCCAAAGUGCUGGGAUUACAGUCAUGAGCCACCGCACCCGGCCUAAAUUUGAAUUUCAAAUAAAUAUCAAAUAAUUGUUAGUGUUGUUGUUUACCUGAUUUUCCAAUUGAACUGGGAUUUUUUUUUCCUUCCAAAUCUAGCAUCUCUGGGUGGGGCGGGGGAUGAGGUGGGUGUUGACAAAAGAUAGUCUAUUAUUUUCAGAAUUCAGAAUUUGAAAGUGGUAUCUGUUUAGAACUUUCAUUGUUUUGCUCUUACCUUUAACAUAAAUCACUCUUUUUAAAAAUUUUUAAUUAUAGUAUUGCCUAAGUGUAAUCUUGAACAUGGGCGGUGCUGUGAGUGCUGGUGAAGACAAUGAUGAGCUGAUAGAUAAUUUGAAGGAAGCACAGUAUAUCCGGACUGAGCUGGUAGAGCAGGCUUUCCGAGCUAUCGAUCGUGCAGACUAUUAUCUUGAAGAAUUUAAAGAAAAUGCUUAUAAAGACUUGGCAUGGAAGCAUGGAAACAUUCACCUCUCAGCCCCAUGCAUCUAUUCAGAGGUGAUGGAAGCCUUAGAUCUGCAGCCUGGACUCUCAUUUCUGAACCUGGGCAGUGGCACUGGGUACCUGAGCUCCAUGGUGGGCCUCAUUCUCGGUCCUUUUGGUGUGAACCAUGGGGUGGAACUUCACUCUGAUGUGAUAGAAUAUGCAAAGCAGAAACUGGACUUCUUCAUCAGAACAAGUGAUAGUUUUGACAAGUUUGACUUCUGUGAACCUUGCUUUGUUACUGGGAAUUGCCUGGAGAUUUCUCCGGAUUGUUCUCAGUAUGAUCGUGUAUACUGUGGGGCUGGUGUGCAGAAAGAACAUGAAGAAUACAUGAAGAAUCUUCUCAAAGUGGGAGGGAUCCUUGUCAUGCCACUGGAAGAGAAGUUGACUAAGAUAACGCGCACGGGUCCUUCAGCUUGGGAAACCAAAAAGAUUCUUGCUGUUUCUUUUGCUCCUCUGAUCCAGCCCUGCCAUUCAGAGUCAGGAAAAUCAAGACUUGUCCAGUUACCACCCGUGGCAGUUCGCAGCCUCCAGGACUUGGCUCGCAUUGCCAUCCGGGGCACCAUUAAAAAGGUUAUUCAUCAGGAAACUGUGAGCAAAAACGGAAACGGACUAAAGAACACCCCCAGGUUUAAACGAAGGAGAGUUCGCCGCCGUCGAAUGGAAACGAUUGUCUUUUUGGACAAAGAAGUCUUUGCCAGUCGGAUUUCCAACCCCUCAGAUGACAACAGCUGUGAAGACUUGGAAGAGGAACGGAGAGAAGAAGAAGAGAAGACCCCGCCUGAAACAAAGCCAGACCCCCCAGUGAACUUCCUACGCCAGAAGGUCCUGAGCCUCCCUCUGCCAGAUCCCCUGAAAUACUACUUGCUUUAUUACAGAGAAAAAUAAGUCCCCUGUUUGAAAGGGGGAAAUGAGGAAGAGCAGAUUGCUGAGUGUGAAGUUUGUGCUGCCUAUGUGCUGUUGAACCUGGAGGCAGAUGUUGCGGGGGAGGGAACUGCUGGGCUCGUCCACAUCAUGGGUUUCUUCUUCUGGUUCCUGACUGGCCUCUAAAAUUGUAUUUAGUUGUAUGAUUUCUGUGCGUAAUUCCACAAGACCUUCAUUGCAUAGAAGAUUGUUUUCCCAAAGUGGAGAGACUCUUCAUAGAGAAAAAGAGAAGGCUGUUGCUUUUUCGGCUCUGAUGAAACACUAAAGUGUGUGUAAGAGAGACUGUUUGACGACCGUCCCUCAUACAACAUGCACGUUACUCCCUAAAAAUGAAAACCGAAGUGGAAACUAACCUGUGUUGCUUAUAAAGUGUGAAAGCACAAGCUUAUAAAUGUAUGAAAUCUUUUCUGGGUGUGACGCACCUGCAUCCAAGUUUGAAUUUUUAUGAUAUGUGCCACUUAGUUACUGGCACUGAGUAUCACUGAAUUUUAGUUUCUAGUGGGGAAACAUUAUUGAGAAGCCCUCCCUUAUUUUAAGUAAGUUAAUUAAAUCUUAUGUGAGUUGUCAGUUGUAAUUUUUCAAAGGAAAAAUUUUGAUGGGGUGGAGGAAUGAACUGCCAGAUAAUCUUUCUUGAAUUCCGGGAGAAUUCCAAAGAGGUUUUUUUUUUUUUUUUUUUUUUUUUUUUUUUUAAAUGACAUCUUUUGAUACCUUUAAAAGAAUUACUGCCACGUAAUCCUUAAAAGAAUAUCCUGGAAAAGGAAGCGAGUUUUUUCCUGUGUGUGAGCAGUAAGCGAAGGCACAUGUGCCGUAACCCCUAGGGAUGGUUCUUCACCCAGGUUUAAAGCUCAUCAUGGUUUUCCAAGGUGUUGACACCCUCCAUCCUCAGAGCAGGUAGAAAGUGUUAAAUAGACUGGGACUCGAGGUAGAAAGGAAUUAGACUGGGGACUCUGAUGAACAGCCUGUGCUUUUUGACUUCAGUUUGCUAUUUUUCUGCGAUCACAUUAGAGUACUGAUUCAUAGAUUCUAUCUUUUAUAAUUCUGGAGAAAAAGAGAUUUGUUAGUUUUGUAAUUUUUUUGUAAGAGCAAAUGUAUGUAUUUUAGUAGCUCCAUUGAUGAGAACAGUGUAACUCACACUGACUUGUGGUAUCAGCCUUCUCUGAGCCUUGUGUGUGGAGAGCUUUCUAUCUUACCAAGUGGUAGGGCUAAAAGAACAGCAGCGUUUUUGGUAGUCACAUAGCAGAAUGAUCAGAGUUACAUUGCUUAUUCCAAAACAUUGGUUCUUUUUAAAACAUUUUUUUUUUACCCAAAGAAAAGAAUAAUAUAAAUUAUUAACAAUAAACAUAAAUUCAGGGUGUCGAUGUAGGAUUCGGUAUCCAGAGUUUAUUGUUAAUCUUAAUCCUCAGCUUCUUGGGAGUUGCUGAGCUUCAGUGUCUCUGUGGUUUCGCCACGUUAGCUGAGCUCUGAUUAUUUUGGAUCUUUUCUGCUUUUUUAAGUAACUGAGUCAUUUUUACCACACAAUCCAGUUUGCAUGUAUAGCUGGGAAACGUGUAUUGCACUAGAUUGGCCAGUUUAAGUCAUUUUAAAGAAAGUUAGUUCAUAGUUACUGCCUUUUAACUCAUAGUCAAGCUUCAUUCUUUCAAAGACAAACGUGUGAUUUACAUUUACUUGCUAAUAUUUUGUAGUUUGGAGAUCCUUGUGGGCAUUAUUCUAACAUGUAGACACUUACUUGGAAAUUUUUGGACAUAAUAUUAAAUGAGUGGUAUCUGUGAAAUUGGUUAUAUUAGGUGGCUUGACUAGUUUUUUUUCUAUAAUUGUAUAUGGACUGCAUUUCUUAAAAAACCGCGUAUGCCUUUAUGCUAGAUUGUAAAAAAAAAAAUUGUAUUACAAUGCAUAAGACAUGUUUUUUCCCUCAUAUGCUAGACUUUUCCUAGCAUUUCGUAUUUCUGUGUUGUCAGUGUGUGAUUUUUAAACCAGAAUUUGGUUUAAAAAAAUAUGGUUGUAAUAUAUGUGAGAAAUAGUUUGGUGUUUACCUUUUGAAAAUAAAGGAUUGUAAGUAAGGUUUCCUGCGCACCUUAUACCAGAAUUCAAUAUAAUAUAAUACACUACUUUCUGUUUUCAAACAGAUAAAUCAUAAUAUAGUCUGUGUUGUCUGUAAGAUCUAUCUCGUAAACCACGUUCUUGACAACCAUUUACUUUUGAGUAGUUUGUAUUUUAAUAUGUGACUUCUGUCUUGAAAAGUAGUAUAGCCAUAGACCUGUGCAAAACAAAUUUCAAGUUUAUAGAUAUGAAGUUUGUAAUGAAAGAAUCAAAUGUGUAUGUAAAAAUACUUUUUACCAGUCUGGAACUUGGGAAAAAUCCAAGGAAUUUGCAACGUAGAUUUUAAUGAGCUGGUAAACACAAAUCAUGUCAAUAAAGGUAGUCAGGAUAUUUUAUCCUUAGCAUUGCUUCUGCAUCCUGUGUGGGAUUCGAGUUCUUGAAUAUGUUCUUUUCAAAAUCUUAAGAACCUUUUUUCAUUAUUAACAUGUUUACUUUCAGCAAAUAUUUGUAUUACUGCUUGAUUCUGUGAAAUUCACAGUAGAUGUAGAGAAGGCAUUAUUUUUCAUUAAUAAAUGUGAAAUUGGAAUGGA
Messenger RNA from Rhinopithecus roxellana (golden snub-nosed monkey), 7297 nucleotides. RefSeq names its product protein-L-isoaspartate O-methyltransferase domain-containing protein 2. The coding region runs from base 3549 to 4634 and encodes 361 amino acids. NCBI's taxonomy places the organism in Eukaryota, Metazoa, Chordata, Mammalia, Primates, Cercopithecidae. The transcript has 6 exons. Gene Ontology annotation, cellular component: cytoplasm. The record is from RefSeq and is a predicted model, not a curated record. Gene Ontology annotation, biological process: protein modification process. Gene Ontology annotation, molecular function: protein-L-isoaspartate (D-aspartate) O-methyltransferase activity.